Molecule: messenger RNA, 3293 nt
Organism: Capra hircus (goat)
Lineage: Eukaryota; Metazoa; Chordata; Mammalia; Artiodactyla; Bovidae
Gene: WNT11
Product: Wnt family member 11
Exons: 6
Coding region: 1580-2644 (354 amino acids)
Biological process (GO): cell fate commitment; neuron differentiation; multicellular organism development
Cellular component (GO): extracellular region
Molecular function (GO): frizzled binding; cytokine activity
Source: RefSeq, a predicted model, not a curated record
GCAGAGGGUGUGUGUGGUGGGGCGGGAGAAGGUGGCGAAAGGCAGACAACGACCGCAGCGCCUACUAAAUUGGCGGCGGGGGCGGACGGCUUGCUUUGGGACCUGCUUCCAGAAGCGGCAGGGUGGGGGUGGGGGGAAGGGGGAGAAUCGAGAGUUUGUUUACAGACCUGAGCUCCAGGCUAGGGCAGAUAGGGAGGAAGAAAGCCCAGUCCCGGCCCCGAGGCACCUCUGGAACAGCCGCGAACAUCUGGCUGAGCUGGCGCACGGGCCCCACACCUCCCAGGUCCCCGAGCUUAGGUACCUCCAAGACCCUCACGGUCCUUAGGCGCUCGAGGUCUGGCUUAGAGGGGGUAGUGGGAGGAACCCCGAGUUCCCCCACCCCACCCUUCCCAAUUCCAAACUAACCCGUUUCGCGGGUCACCCGGCGCAUCUUCCGCAGCCCAGCAGGCACAUCUAGCAAGACUCGCGGCCAGAGUCAAAGCCGUGUUGAGGGCCUCGCCUUGCUUGGCGUUGCAGGUAACCUUGAAGCAGUCGCUCGGCGUCACCGGCUCUCUGGGUCGGCUCUGUAAGCUGCGCACCCCCUGGCUUCGGGCCGGGCCCGAGGCGACCUUCGCGGCGUGGACACAGCGCUAGCGCCGGGUGCGGGUUCCCGGGCCGGCGCUGGUGUUUGGUGUGCGCCCGUCGACUCUGGCUUAGCGGGGCAGCCUCGCAGGCAGAGGGGUUUCCAGGGCCUUACAGAGCCCAAGCCUUAUAACCCACCUGUUGGAGCGGGCCUGCGGCUACGCUUGCGGUGCCCACGGUGUGCACAGCCAGGGAGGUUUCAGCUCUCGCCCGCUGCAAGCCGGGAAGCUUGAGCCUUCUCCCCAGCGGGAGGAGGACGGGACCGCUUCUCUCUCCAGAGACACUGUGCUUUGAUGCGGGUCCACUACACGCCUGAUCCCAAGGGAGGUUCCGAGCCGGGCCUGAAGCAAGAAGUCGGGCAGUCCGGGGCGGACCGCGGCAAAGUGGAGGGUCUUAUAGAACGACCAGAUCUGAGAGGGCACUUAGUUUCCUCUUCACCCCAUGCCCGGAGUGGGAUACCGGGGCCCAGGAAGAGAAGGGGACUUGCCCAAGGUCCCAGGGCACAGGAGGCUGCUGCCUAGCCCUCCUCGAACCCGGGUUUAGCGCCCCCUGGCGGGCCGAGGGCUCCGGGAGGAGCGUGCUCCCUGACCCUCCAGGCGCAGGCUGAGGGUGACCCAGCGGCCCUCGCGGCUGUCCUAGACUCUCUGACAGUGGACAGGAAUAAUCUGCCAGGACCCAGAGGCCCAGACCGGGAGCCGCCUCCCCCAGCGACGUGCCAGGGCAGCGAAGGGAGAAGCCCAGGACCACCGGGGCCGCUCCGAAACAGCCAGGGAUAGCUUGGAGGCCUGGGUCCCGGUGCGCACCCGCGCGGCCCCGUUCUCUCUCUGCGCGCGUUGGGCUGGACACGGAUCCCCUGCGGCGGCCUGCGCGCAGGACUAGCGACGGCGGCCGGGAGCGCGGCUGGACUUUGGCGCGGCUUCCCCAGGGUGAGACCCCCCUGCGCGCCCGCCGCGCGAGGAUGAGGGCGCGGCCGCAGGUCUGCCAGGCGCUGCUCUUCGCCCUGGCGCUCCAGACCGGCGUGUGCUAUGGCAUCAAGUGGCUGGCCCUGUCCAAGACCCCGGCGGCCCUGGCGCUGAACCAGACGCAGCACUGCAAGCAGCUGGAGGGCCUGGUGUCUGCACAGGUACAGCUGUGCCGUAGCAACCUGGAGCUCAUGCACACCAUCGUGCACGCCGCCCGCGAGGUCAUGAAGGCCUGCCGCCGGGCCUUCGCUGACAUGCGCUGGAACUGCUCCUCCAUCGAGCUCGCCCCCAACUAUCUGCUCGACCUGGAGAGAGGGACCCGGGAGUCAGCCUUCGUGUAUGCGCUGUCGGCGGCCGCCAUCAGCCACGCCAUCGCCCGGGCCUGCACCUCCGGCGACCUGCCCGGCUGCUCCUGCGGCCCCGUCCCAGGUGAGCCACCCGGGCCCGGGAACCGCUGGGGAGGAUGUGCGGACAACCUCAGCUACGGGCUCCUCAUGGGGGCCAAGUUUUCCGAUGCUCCUAUGAAGGUGAAAAAAACAGGAUCCCAAGCCAAUAAACUGAUGCGUCUACACAACAGUGAAGUGGGGAGACAGGCUCUGCGCGCCUCUCUGGAAAUGAAGUGUAAGUGCCAUGGGGUUUCUGGCUCCUGCUCCAUCCGCACCUGCUGGAAGGGGCUGCAGGAGCUUCGGGAUGUGGCCGCCGACCUCAAGACCCGCUACCUGUCGGCCACCAAGGUGGUGCACCGACCCAUGGGUACCCGUAAGCACUUGGUGCCCAAGGACCUGGACAUCCGGCCUGUGAAGGACUCGGAGCUCGUCUAUCUGCAGAGCUCUCCUGACUUCUGCAUGAAGAAUGAGAAGGUGGGCUCGCACGGGACGCAGGACAGGCAGUGCAACAAGACAUCACAUGGCAGCGACAGCUGUGACCUCAUGUGCUGUGGACGCGGCUACAACCCUUACACAGACCGCGUGGUCGAGCGCUGCCACUGCAAGUACCACUGGUGCUGUUACGUCACCUGCCGCAGGUGUGAGCGCACCGUGGAGCGCUACGUCUGCAAGUGAGGCCAUGCGGCUCCUCGGGGACCCUUGGAGCCCAGCCGGGGGGCCGGAGACACCCCAUGGAUUUUGGCUUCUGAAUUCCAGAUGCCGAGCGUGGAAGGAGGCUUGUGCUUUGCCUCCACUUGGAAGCUGCCAGGAACAGAAGGCUGGGCCAUCAGGGAGGGAAAGCCAGGGCAUCAAAGGAGACCGACAAGAUUAAAAAUAACCUGGCAGCCCGAGGCCCCAGAGUGCCCACUUGCUGCCUUCCAGGCGGGUCUGAGGAGCCAGGGGCGUGGAUUUGGCAAGACUGGCAUGGACUCGAUCUUCCGUAGCCAGAGACACCAGCUUCCUGGGAAGUGGGAGGUCAGUCUGUCCUCAACAGAAUGUUCUGUAGGCGUAGCCCUCGAGACCCCCAGCCCACCCCAGGGUCUGAGCCUACUGGGCCCACCACAUGGAACCACUAGCUUGGGUUGUAAAUGUUUUUUUGUUUUGUUGUUCUUCCUCUGGGAUGUGGGAGCUACGGAAAUAUUUAUAAAACAUAGCUUUUUCUUUGGGGUGGCUGGCUUCAAUUCCUCUUUAUAUAUUUUAUAUAUAUAAAUAUAUAUAUAUAUGAUGAUCUAUAUUUUAAACAAGCUCUUUAAACAGCUGUUUGAAAUAAAUGCUGAGAACCCCA